Messenger RNA from Mesocricetus auratus (golden hamster), 5014 nucleotides. It is a transcript of the gene Cttnbp2nl, whose product is annotated as CTTNBP2 N-terminal like. The transcript is spliced from 6 exons. NCBI's taxonomy places the organism in Eukaryota, Metazoa, Chordata, Mammalia, Rodentia, Cricetidae. Bases 271 to 2184 code for a protein of 637 amino acids. The record is from RefSeq and is a predicted model, not a curated record.
GAUAGAAGAAAGCAGACUGAGCGAGCCAGGAAGCAGCCUUCCUCUGUGGCUCUGCUUCAGUACCUCCGUCCAGGUUCCUUCCUUGAGUUCCUGCCCUGACUUUUCCUCAGCGAUGGAGUGUGAUCUCAGAAUUAUAAGUGUUGGACACUCUUCCACCAUGCUGACAACAUUUUAAAUGUCUGUCAGUUUUCUAAAAUUGUAACUGAAGGAAACUUCUAAGACUUUGUACCAGAGGACUAAAGUGCAGCCGCCUGUUACCAGACUUUCAGGAUGAAUCUGGAAAAACUCAGCAAGCCUGAACUCCUGACGCUGUUCAGUAUUCUUGAAGGAGAACUUGAAGCAAGGGACCUUGUUAUAGAAGCUUUAAAGGCCCAACACAGAGAUACUUUCAUUGAAGAACGCUAUGGAAAAUAUAACAUCAGUGACCCUCUAAUGGCUCUUCAGAGAGAUUUUGAAACACUAAAGGAAAAAAAUGAUAGUGAGAAGCAGCCAGUGUGCACAAACCCCCUCUCCAUCCUCAAGGUGGUGAUGAAGCAAUGCAAGAGCAUGCAGGAGCGAAUGCUGUCCCAGCUGGCGGCUGCCGAGAGCAGGCACCGGAAGGUGAUCCUUGACCUUGAAGAAGAAAGACAGAGGCAUGCGCAGGACACCGCUGAAGGAGAUGAUGUCACCUACAUGCUGGAGAAGGAGAGGGAGAGACUGACACAGCAGUUGGAAUUUGAAAAGUCCCAAGUGAAAAAGUUUGAAAAAGAACAAAAGAAGCUGUCUAGUCAGUUGGAAGAGGAGCGCUCCCGCCACAAGCAGCUCUCGUCCAUGCUCGUGCUCGAGUGCAAGAAGGCCACCAGCAAGGCAGCGGAGGAAGGCCAGAAGGCCGGAGAGCUGAGCCUGAAGCUGGAGAAGGAGAAGAGCCGCACGAGUAAGCUGGAGGAGGAGUUGGCCGCUGAGAGGAAGCGAGGCCUGCAGACGGAGGCUCAGGUGGAGAAGCAGUUGUCUGAGUUUGAUAUCGAGAGGGAACAGCUGAGAGCCAAGCUGAACCGAGAAGAGAACCGGACCAGAGCCCUGAAGGAGGAGAUGGAAAACUUGAAGAAGUUUGUGAGAGACCUAGAGGCUGCCCAGCGCCACAGUGGCACCAGUGAGCAGUGCAGAGAGCCAGUGACCACGUCCAAAGGCACAGCCACAGAGCCCCCUGUGCUAGUGUCUGUGUUCUGCCAAACAGAGAAUGUUCAAAUGGAGAGAAGCCACGGGGGCAUCGCAGCCAAGCUGACAGACACUGGUCUCCCAUGCCCCACCACUCCUGCUUACUCAUAUGCAAAAGCCAAUGGCCACUGUGACCCAGAAAUCCAAACAACCAGGGAGUUGACCUCAGGCAGCACAGAAAACCAAGGGCCUCCACGAGAGAAGCCUGUGGCAUCGGCCCAGGAGAAACCAGUGGAGAAUGGUGGGUGUCCUGUAGGAACUGAGGCUGCAGUCACAAUGCCAAGUCACCUCCCUUCCAGUGGCAGCUCACUGUCUCCCAGCAGCACUGCCUCCUCCUCUCUGACGUCAUCUCCCUGCUCUUCGCCAGUUUUAACCAAGCGUCUCUUGGGGUCAUCAGUCAGCAGCCCCGGCUACCAGUCCUCCUACCAAGUAGGGAUCAACCAGCGCUUCCACGCGGCUAGGCACAAAUUUCAGUCCCAAGCAGAUCAAGACCAGCAAGCCAGUGGUCUCCAGAGCCCUCCGUCCAGGGACCUGUCCCCUACCCUUUUAGAUAACUCUGCUGCCAAGCAGCUGGCCCGAAACACGGUCACACAGGUGCUCUCCAGAUUCACUAACCAAGGGCCAAUCAAGCCUGUCUCUCCCAACAGCUCUCCCUUCGGUACAGACUACCGAAAUCUGGCCAACACUGCCAACCCAAGAGGUGACACCAGCCAUUCACCUACUCCAGGGAAAGUGUCCAGCCCUCUGAGCCCCCUAUCUCCAGGAAUCAAGUCCCCAACCAUACCCAGAGCUGAGAGAGGAAACCCUCCACCAAUCCCACCCAAAAAACCUGGCCUCACCCCGUCCCAAUCUGCUACCACUCCAGUGACCAAAACUCCUUCCCAGGCAUCGUCCUUGACCAGCACAGAAGACCUUGCCAGCAACUGCUCUCCCAGUGCUGUGGUGGCCAACGGCAAGGACGUUGAGAUACUUUUGCCUAGCAGCAGCUAGUCCCUAGGAAUGAGUCUCCAAACUUGACAUUCCAUCAAAUGUCAUCCAAGAGCUCAGAGUUAAACCUUGGAGUCAGACCAUAUUAUUUAUUUUGAUAGUAGCUACAGCCAUCUGUAUAAUACAUUCAGUGUAUUUCCUUUUUGUAUUUUUUUUUUAGUAGAAACUGAGUACUUUGGGUUUUUAUGGCUCACCUCUUUGUACUAAGCUAGGGGACCCCAUAGACAUCUCAAGCUCAGCAGUCACCAGCAUGUUGUGAUGGAGAAAGCUAAUUGACAGUGAUCUGUUGUCAAUUUGGGAGCUAGAAUUACUCAGCACUCAUUUCAAAUUAUGCAGAAGUGGUUCUUGCAGAUUUUUGUCCCAGAUGAACAUGCUUUAAAAGUGCCUGAAAUAAGACUGCCAUGUGAAUGUGAUUCUGCGGCAGAGCCAAAAGACAGAGCAUUUAUUGCAGAAAAUGAGAUCCUCUGAAUCUGAAUGUCGAAAGCCAACACUGCUUUUAAUCCUCUCCAACUGUUCAAUACCAGCUUUGUGUUCCGAACCAAGGUUUGCAUAAGUGGAGUGGAAAUCCUUCUAAGGGGGCGUGAUCUCUGCCAGACUGAGCCUUGCGCUUCAUUAAGCCCUUGAGAAACCCUCCUGAGCACUAAGCAGUUAGGGUGCUGAUUUUCUUGUACUUUUGAAAAAUUAAGUCAUUCUCAGUUUCCUGCAUCAGUUUUUGAACAGAGUGAAAUCACAUCUCCAUUCCAAACCUCCUUCAAGCAUCGACUGUUGGGAACUUCUGAUUCUGGUUGCUUUUACUUGAAUAGGAAAUGACAUAAUGAGCUCUUUAUUCUGUAAUCAAAAAGCAAUAACUUAAAAGUCACUCUUUGUAAUAUUGUAAGUCAGAAUUAUACAGGUUUUACCAAAUUGUAACAUUUAUUCUCCAUGCUGCCAGCACUUGUAACUGUGGAACCAAAUUAACUUCUGCCCAAAUGGAAGUAUACAUAUAUCUGUAUAGUUACAUGCCCCUUACAUGUUCAACACUCACACACUUAAGCACAUAAAUAUUAGUGUGAUUGUAUCUUUGGAGUUUGCAGUAUAGCAUAAAGGACAAGUAGAAUCGCACGUUAAGAUUACCUACCAAAGCAACUACACAUGGCUUGGAGCCAGUCAGUCAACUGAGGAAUCAAUUUCACAAGGAUUCCUUCAUUUGGGGCAGUCCCAAAGGAAGCCCAAAUCAUUAGAUCAUAGAAAGGCACAACUAAACUAACUAGCCCUCAUCUGGUCAUACAAAUGAAUGAAACCACAUACUCCUUCAAGUGCUGUCCACUGGUUUGGAGUAGAGGGAGAUGUAGAAAAUGACACUGUCACAGCCCCUUUGAGCCCCAGCUGCUGGCAUGCAAAAUUUCCAGACCAAGGUUACCAGUCUCCAAACUUUCGUGGAAUUCAAAUUUCCACAAGAAAGUUCUCAUUCAAAAUAUUUCCAUUUUUUAAAUGCCAGGAACUGAUUCGAAAUGUUUUUAAGCACUGCUGAUUAGACAAACAUGACUGUGACUGACUUUAGCUUGUCAGCUACCAAGCUGCAACCUCUUUCAUCCUAGAACUUCUGCUGUUUCCUUCAGUGUGACUUUGUAUAUACAGAAGCCUCCAGGCUUCUCUGCUGUGUCCACUACAUCUGACCAAGUCCACAGAGCAGAACAGUCUCCCUCUUGGCAAGCAGAACUCUAGACAGACCAGCUCAGGACACUGGCUAUACAGUUUUGUAUCCAGAGUGGGAGAGAGGACGGCCUUGGUGUCUUUAUAUACAUUCUCUAAACCAGCAUCAAUCCAGAAGCCCCUGACCUGCUGUAACCUUUUACUGGAAAGGGGAAUGGGUGGUAUAAGAAACACUUGAUCAUGUGUUUCAAAAGCCAAAGGAUUCAGUGGACCCGUCCAGGUUAGAUAAUGCACAAGGAGUUAGACAUUGGUUUUCUUGAAAAACAUAGAGCUGCAAAAAAAAAAGUCUUCCCAAAAAUGUAGUUGUUAAUAAUUUUUAAUUCUAUUUUUAUUAACCCAUUGAGUUAAUGGGCAAGAAGCAGGCAAUGAAAAUCGGCACGACAACUCAACAGUGGAGUACACUGUUGACUCUACAGCUUAUCUUUUGAAUGGUUAAGGUAAAUGCGUGGCAAGCGAAAAUGCUGCUGAAGCCCUAGGGUAUCUACCAAAACGAUGGAGGCAUGUGAAACUCCCCAAAGCAAUCCAGCAUUGAACGCAUUCCUAUUGCGGAGCCAAAACAGAGCAGUGAUGGUCAAAAGCUGAACCUUCUAAUCAGGAGAGACUCCAAUGCCAGAACGCCCUUACCUCUCUUGCUUUAAAUGGUAAUCUUAAAAGUUGCAUUGUACUCUUCCUCUGUUUGGAGAUAGAUAUAUAUAUAGAGAGAAAUGCUAUAAGGAAGUUUAUUUCUUAGGAGGUGCACUGAACAAUAUUUCUUUUACAGUGUAAUAUGGGGGUGGGGAUAUGCAAAAGAAAUGUGUAUUUUUGCUAGUUGCCUAUCUUCUGAGACAAUAAGCACAAUCCUGAAAUGGAUCCAAUAAUUCAGUUAGAUGUUAUAGAUUAGUAUUUAAGUUUGCAGUAGGUUUUGUAUGUGUGUGUAUGUGUAUAUAUGUGUGAGUGUGUGCUAAAAGUAAAACUUCUAUGAUUCACAAUUUGGGUAUUGACCCAUGUCAGAAAAGCUGUUACUGGUCAACAGAUUCUAAUGAUGUGCAAGGUGUAACACAAGCAUUAAUUAACUAGUUAUUAACAUUUGUAAAGCCAAAUGUACCAUGCAGAAGUCUUCAUUUUUAUAUCAGACUACUACAUUAAAACCAAUUAAAUCGUA